Molecule: messenger RNA, 1696 nt
Organism: Mauremys mutica (yellowpond turtle)
Lineage: Eukaryota; Metazoa; Chordata; Testudines; Geoemydidae
Gene: IFT52
Product: intraflagellar transport 52
Exons: 15
Coding region: 136-1590 (484 amino acids)
Biological process (GO): cilium assembly; intraciliary transport
Cellular component (GO): centriole; intraciliary transport particle B; cilium
Source: RefSeq, a predicted model, not a curated record
UGAUGCCUGCCGCCGCCGCGUUGGUUGCGGGAGUCUUUCCUUGAAUACGUUCCCUGCGCGUGCGCACAAGGGCGGUUGCUAGGCAAGGAGCGGCCCUUAGUUACCGCUCCGAGGUCGGCGGCGGGGCGCGGGAAGAUGGUGGCGACUCCGCGGGUCACUAUGGAGACAGAGCUUCGGAACACCAUAGUCUUCAAUGCAUCCAAAAAGGAGAUUUUCACUGUCAACAGUGGUUACAAAUCCUUACAGAAGAGGCUUCGUAGUAAAUGGAAGAUACAGAGUUUAAAAGAUGAGAUCACAUCCGAGAAGCUAGCUGGGGUAAAAUUGUGGAUUACAGCAGGGCCCAGAGAGAAGUUCACUGCAGCUGAGUUUGAGGUUCUGAAGAAAUAUCUAGAAGAGGGUGGGGAUAUCCUGGUGAUGCUGGGAGAAGGUGGUGAAUCCCGAUACGACACCAAUAUUAACUUCUUGUUAGAAGAGUAUGGAAUCAUGGUCAAUAAUGAUGCUGUGGUGAGAAAUGUAUAUUAUAAGUACUUUCAUCCUAAGGAAGCCUUGGUCUCCAAUGGAGUUUUGAAUAGGGAAAUCAGCAGAGCUGCAGGGAAAGCAGUGCCCAGGAUAAUAGAUGAAGACAACAGUGGAAAUGACUCACAGGCUCUCACUUUUGUGUAUCCAUUUGGUGCCACACUGAAUGUGAUGAAACCAGCCGUGGCUGUUCUGUCCACAGGAUCUGUCUGCUUUCCACUCAACAGACCCAUUUUGGCUUUUUACCAUUAUAAGCUGGAGGAAAUUAUAGACAAAAUGCUGGAAGAUGAAGCUGAAGACAAUGGUAGAAUCUCUGUCAGGGCAGAGAAAAGGAUUAGAAAGAAAAUAUAUAAUCUGUUUGAGAGAAGUGAGAACCAAGGUGGAAAGAUGGCAGUGUUGGGAUCUUGCCACAUGUUCAGUGACCAAUAUUUGGAUAAAGAAGAAAACAGCAAGAUCAUGGAUGUGCUUUUCCAGUGGCUCACAACCACGGACAUCCAUUUAAAUCAGAUUGAUGCAGAGGACCCUGAGAUUUCAGACUAUACAAUGCUUCCGGAUAUAGCCACGCUGUCUGAGCGACUACGAGUGUGUCUACAGGAGGGAGACGAGAACCCACGAGAUUUCACAACGCUCUUUGAUAUGUCAAUUUAUCAGUUGGAUACAACCUCCCUCCCUAAAGUUAUCAAAUCUUAUGAACAGCUGAAUGUGAAACAUGAACCUCUCCAGCUCAUUCAGCCUCAGUUUGAGACUCCACUACCUGCACUCCAGCCAGCUGUUUUCCCACCUGCUUUCAGAGAAUUACCUCCUCCCAGUCUGGACCUGUUUGACUUAGAUGAAACAUUCUCCUCUGAGAAAGCUCGUCUUGCGCAGAUUACGAACAAAUGUACUGAAGACGACCUGGAGUUUUAUGUCAGAAAAUGUGGUGAUAUCUUAGGGGUAACAAACAAACUCCCAAAGGAGCAGCAAGAUGCCAAGCAUAUCUUGGAGCACAUCUUCUUCCAAGUGGUGGAGUUCAAGAAGUUGAAUCAGGAACAUGAUAUUGACACAAGUGAAGCUGGAUUCCAGAAUGGUUACUGAGCACGGGCUUUUCCUGUCAGAGAGAGAGACCAACUGACCUUCUUGGCAAAAAUAUUUACCUCCCUCAGUGUAAAUUUUUUCUAUUUGUUUAUUCAAUAUAUUGAUU